CGACACAGCAAGCUUCUUUCGUUGACCUUGGGGCUCAGGUUUAUCGUCAGUCUAGUGUUCUACCCACCAGCUCGUACCCAUACCUCCUGACCCUCUACCUCCCAUUUCGAUCUCACAGCGCCUGGAAGAACCACCGCAAAGAUGCCUCGAGCCGAAGUUGGGUCGACCAAGUACAUCGCCAACCAGAUGAAGUCCAAAGGGCUUCAACGGUUGCGAUGGUACUGUCAGGCCUGCCAACGUCAAAUGCGAGAUGAGAACGGCUUUAAGUGUCACGUCGCCUCGGAAUCGCAUGUGCGUCAGAUGCAACUUAUUGGGGAGGAUCCAAAGAAGGCCAUCAACGAUUACUCGAGACAAUUUCUCAGGGAUUUCGUACAGCUCUUGCGAACGGGUCAUGGAGAGAAAAAGGUUAACGUGAACCAUUUCUAUCAAGAAUACAUCUCGAACAAAAGCCACGUCCACAUGAAUGCAACGAAGUGGCCUAGUUUGACGGAAUUCGCAAAAUAUUUGGGCAGGGAAGGCAUUUGCAGAGUAGACGAGGAUGAGAAGAACGAAGAUCGUGGCGGUGCAAGUGCAUUGACGAUCAGUUGGAUCGACAACAGCCCGGAAGCGCUUCGGCGGCAGGACGCUCUGCGGAAAAAAGAACGACAGGAUCGUGGCGAUGAGGAGCGGGAACAGAAGAUGAUACAGGAGCAGAUCCGGAAAGCGAAGCGUGAAGGAAGAGGCGCUACUGCAGAAGAGGAAGAAGAUUCUGAGGAUCUCGAGGGCACGGAAGGCGAGGGAUUUAAACGCAAAGACGGCGAGAAGAUUGUCCUCAGUUUUGGUGCAAAGAAAGCCUCACCAGAAGCGACCCAACCACCAACACCUCCGUUACCAGAUAAAGAUGAGACAUCCUCCGACAAAGGCAAAGCAACAUCGUCCGCGUCAACGUCUGAGUCCACUCCUGCCGACCUGACCACUGCAGCCUCUUCAGAUCCUGCCGACGGUGGUACCAAGAUACCAGAGAAGAAGCAGCCGUUUUCAAUGUCAAUCGGUGCUUCGACGGCCAAGCCCAAAAAUGUCUUUGCAGCAGCGUCUAAGAAGAAACCUUUGGUGGGAGCGAACAAAACUGCAGGCCUGACUCCUUCUCGACCUAUGAGUGAAGCCGAAAGGAUCAUGAAAGAAGAGAUCGAGCGUAAGCGACAACGCGAAGCGCAUAGCUUGAGACCAGGCCAGAAUUCGUUCAAAAAGCAGCGCAUUUCAUAAUAUGCACACUAUCGCCAACAAGGGAUGCGAUACUUCGAAAUGGGAAUCAAGCCCAUAAUCGCCAAGGAGUCUAUGAACGACGUAGAGGAUGGUGUCAAUCAAGGACUACAAAAAGUGGUACAAAAAACUACAAAACUUUUUCCACCCUACCAGGUAUUCGAACAUCUGAACUUUUUUAGAGUCCGCAGAGUUAUGGUUCGUCUGGGUUACGGUUAACGGGUGGGAAGUUGAAACUCUGGCCUCUCUUCUCAUGGUUCUUGAUCCUCGAGAAGGCUUGGUUUUUUUGGUUUUGAUAGUUUGAGCUAUUGACACCUUCAUCGAGCAUCCACAUUGAUUGUUGCGGUGCUACUCUGAUUGUCGAGGAUAAUUCGAGGAGUUUGGUAUAUCAACAUUGGGAUUUUUAUGGGUCUGGGGUGUCGGCAUGAAAGGCGGGCAAAAGGCGAGCGUGAAGUGAAUGCAUGUAUGCAUCUUCAUCGUGUGAUUAGCCUGGUCGCGUGCUGGCAAAGGCGGGAACGAAUGAAUACCAUGGUUUGAGAUUAGCAAGAGCGUUAUUCAAGGGUUUACAACUGCAGUAGGGCAGCCAAUUUUGAUACAUCAUACGGCGGCAGCGCGUGCGUGAGCUGUGCCACAAUCUCAUUCAAAGCAUUCUGC
Messenger RNA from Exophiala xenobiotica, 1893 nucleotides. RefSeq lists its product as uncharacterized. Gene Ontology annotation, biological process: DNA replication; DNA damage response. The transcript has a single exon. Bases 142 to 1242 code for a protein of 366 amino acids. The record is from RefSeq and is a predicted model, not a curated record. Gene Ontology annotation, cellular component: nucleus. Gene Ontology annotation, molecular function: double-stranded DNA binding. Lineage: Eukaryota; Fungi; Ascomycota; Eurotiomycetes; Chaetothyriales; Herpotrichiellaceae.